This is a messenger RNA of Gastrolobium bilobum, 2532 nucleotides long. RefSeq names its product DNA mismatch repair protein MLH1. The record is from RefSeq and is a predicted model, not a curated record. The transcript has 16 exons. Gene Ontology annotation, biological process: mismatch repair. The coding region runs from base 61 to 2271 and encodes 736 amino acids. NCBI's taxonomy places the organism in Eukaryota, Viridiplantae, Streptophyta, Magnoliopsida, Fabales, Fabaceae. Gene Ontology annotation, cellular component: MutLalpha complex. Gene Ontology annotation, molecular function: ATP binding; ATP-dependent DNA damage sensor activity; mismatched DNA binding.
GAAAGAAGCAAAAAUUAUUUUUUCUCGAGUUCCCUCCUUCUGAAUUUGCCGCCACAUUGAAUGGAGCCACCGAAAAUCCUGCGGCUGAGCGAGUCGGUGGUGAACCGAAUCGCCGCCGGCGAGGUUAUCCAACGCCCUGUCUCCGCCGUGAAGGAGCUGGUUGAGAACAGCCUGGACGCUGCCUCCACCUCCAUCAACCUCCAUAUCAAGGACGGCGGCCUCAAACUCAUCCAAGUCUCCGACGACGGCCACGGAAUCCGAUUCGAGGACCUACCGAUACUGUGCGAGCGUCACACGACAUCCAAGUUAUCUGCGUUUGAGGACUUGCAGUGCAUGAAGUCUAUGGGUUUUAGGGGAGAGGCUCUCGCAAGCAUGACGUAUGUCGGUCAUGUCACUGUUACUACCAUUACUGAAGGCCAAUUGCACGGUUACAGGGUAUCUUAUAGAGAUGGUGUCAUGGAGCAUGAACCGAGGCCAUGUGCUGCUGUGAAAGGAACACAGAUAAUGGUUGAGAAUCUAUUCUAUAACAUGGCUGCAAGGAGAAAAACACUACAAAAUUCUUCUGAUGAUUAUUCAAAGAUAGUAGACUUAGUAAGCCGGUUUGCUAUUCAUCACACUAAUGUCAGUUUCUCUUGCAGAAAGCAUGGAGCUGUUAGAGCAGAUGUUCACACAGUUGCCACUUCUUCAAGGCUUGAUGCCAUCAGAACCGUUUACGGGGUCUCAGUUGCUCAUAAUCUGAUUAAAAUUGAAGCUUCAGACAGUGAUCCAUCUACUUCACUUUUUGAGAUGCAUGGCUACAUGUCCAAUGCGAAUUAUGCUGCCAAGAAAAUCACUAUGGUGCUUUUCAUCAAUGAUAGAUUGGUUGAGUGGUCUGCAUUGAAGAGAGCUAUUGAAAUUGUUUAUGCAGCAACAUUGCCCAAAGCAUCUAAACCCUUUAUAUAUAUUUCAAUUGUUUUACCACCUGAGAAUAUUGACGUCAAUGUGCAUCCAACAAAAAGAGAGGUGAGCCUUUUAAAUCAAGAAGUUAUCAUCGAGAAGAUACAGUCGGUGGUUGAAUCAACACUGAGGGGUUCCAAUGAGGCACGAACAUUUCAAGAACAAACAACUGGGCAGUCUUCAUUGUCUCGUAAUAAUACAAGCAAGGAGGCUGACCUCAGUCUUAUGCCAACGGACUACAGAUCACAGAAAGUGCCAGUACAUAAGUUGGUUAGAACAGAUUCGUUAGAUCGCCCAAGAUCACAGAAAGUGCCGGUUCGUAAGUUGGUUAGAACAGAUUCAUUAGAUCCUGCAGGAAGAUUACAUGCCUACAUGCAAACGCCUGAUGGACAUCUUGAAAGGAGUGCUAUUUUGAGUGCAGUAAGGUCUUCAGUUAGACAAAGAAGGAACCCAAAAGAUUCCACUGAACUCACUAGCGUUCAAGAGCUUCUUGAUGAGAUCAAUAGCAACUGUCACACCGGCAUGAUGGACAUUGUACAGCACUGCACAUAUGUUGGAAUGGCGGAUGAUGUUUUCGCUUUGCUUCAGCAUAAAACUCAUCUCUAUCUUGCAAAUGUUGUAAACUUGAGCAAAGAGCUUAUGUAUCAGCAAGUUUUGAGCCGUUUUGCCCAUUUCAAUGCCAUUCAACUAAGUGAUCCAGUCCCCUUGAAAGACUUGAUUAUAUUGGCCCUGAAGGAAGACGAUUUAGAUUCAGAAUGUAAUGAUGACGAUGACUUAAAAGAUAAGAUUGCAGAAAUGAACACUGAACUGCUGAAACAAAAGGCUGAAAUGCUGGAGGAGUUUUUCGGUAUCCACAUUGACAAACAUGGAAAUGUCUCUAGACUUCCUGUGAUACUUGACCAGUACACUCCUGACAUGGAUCGCAUCCCUGAGUUUGCGCUUUGUUUAGGCAAUGAUGUUGAUUGGGAAGAUGAAAGGAAUUGUAUUCAAGCAGUUUCAGCUGCUCUGGGAAAUUUCUAUGCUAUGCAUCCGCCAAUGUUGCCCAAUCCAUCUGGUGAGGGCUUGGCUUUUUACAAGAAGAGAAAAAUGUCCGAUGGUUGUGCUGAGAAGAAUACUUGUGAUAGUACUGGGAGUGAUGUGAUUGACAAUAAAGUUGAACACGAACUGCUUUCCGAAGCUGAGACUACAUGGGCCCAGCGUGAAUGGUCAAUACAACAUGUACUUUUUCCUUCCAUGAGACUUUUUUUCAAACCACCAGUUUCUAUGGCUAGUAAUGGAACCUUUGUUCAGGUAGCUUCAUUGGAGAAACUGUAUAGAAUUUUUGAAAGAUGCUAGGCAGCCAUAUGGAAUUUAUGAAACUAAUCUCGCGUGUUGUCAGCCUUUUUUGGUUUUGGGAGUAAUUGCGCUCCAUGCUACAUCUUUUUUUGCUCGUGAAUAUCUAUCUAGAUAAUUCAAGUGCCCUGUAGGAUUUCUUGGUCAGUGAUUUUGCGUCAUGGUGUAAGUUGUAAAGUUUUUUUUUUUUUUGGUAAUUUCUUGUAUAGUAUUUUCGAAUGUAUAGGCCUUAUCUCAGUGAUGCAGAUAUUUUUUUAGAAAAAU